This is a messenger RNA of Rotaria socialis, 1098 nucleotides long. NCBI's taxonomy places the organism in Eukaryota, Metazoa, Rotifera, Eurotatoria, Philodinida, Philodinidae. The record is from the annotation of a GenBank genome assembly.
AUGACUAUGCAAACUAAACUAUGUUUUCUGCUUGUGGCACUUCUACUGAUCGUUAUACAAUCAAAAUGUGCGGAUACAAACGAUGUCAAGGCUAGUAGUGCAUCCGGUAAUAAAAAUAAAGCAACUGAACCAGCAAAUGAUGGCAAUCAAGGACAAUUAAAAAAGAGUUCCAAGGGUAACUCUCGAGAACCAUCACGUACACGAAAUACAGACGAUGAUGAAGGCGAAAUUAUAUUCGAAGCAUAUGGACCUGAACAAUAUAUGCCACCUAUUCCAGUACCACCAAUGUCACCAAGCUCUCAUGGCAAUAAUCCAUUUUUAAACAAAGAUCCAUCAUGUUUUUCAUUAGUUGAUGUGCAAUAUCCAUUAUUUGCGGAUAUGUGCGGUGCUCUACCACAAAUUCGAUAUUCGUUACCAAAUUCAUUUGGUCAUUCUGAACGAUGGCAAAUAGCACAAGUUUUAAAUACUAUUCUUGGUUCACCAACAGCAACAUCAAAUAAUCCAAUUUGUAAUCGUUCGUUACGUCUUUUAAUUUGCCCAUUACUUUUUCCACCAUGUCCAACACGACACGAACCUAAACCAAUUAUUCCUUGUCAACCAUUUUGCCGAGCUGUUAAAAGUCAAUGUGUAGCCCCUUCACUUGAUCUUCUGCCUUGUGAUUUUCUUCCAGCUACAUCUGAACUUUGUCCAGUUAACCCAUCGCCUUACAAUCCAUACUUAACACCAUACGGUCAACAAUCCGCUGGUGCAGGAGCUCAACCAACGAAUCACGCUGCAUCUGCAGCUUAUACGGCACAACAAUCAGCUAUGGCACAACAAUUAGCUAUGGCACAACAAUCAGCUAUGGCAUUAGCACAAAGUGCUUAUCCAGGACAAAAUGCUUAUGGAUUUGGCAUGCCUUCACCACAAUCGCAACAGUUUUUGGUUCCUUCAACAUUACCACAAUAUCCUGGUUCAUCACCAAGAGCAGGAUUUGGAGUGCAAUAUCCUUAUAAUCAACCAAUGUAUACAUCAUCGCAAGCGGUUGACACACAAACUCCAGUUUUAAUUGAUUUUCCACGUUUGUAUUAUCAGCAAAAUUCUGCUCGACAGGGUUAA